This is a messenger RNA of Dermacentor andersoni, 908 nucleotides long. RefSeq lists its product as uncharacterized. Lineage: Eukaryota; Metazoa; Arthropoda; Arachnida; Ixodida; Ixodidae. The record is from RefSeq and is a predicted model, not a curated record.
UACUGCCCUCGCGGUCGCGUACAAGCCUUGUGCGGGGAUCGUCAUGCGAAUGUCAUGAUAAGGCCAACGCCUGUGGUCGUCCUCAGAAGGACGACGUCUUCCAUCGGGUGACAAAGGCAGGCUACUCAGUGGAAGGUCGACCGAAGAAUGCGCUGCGUUUGUCAGAGAUGAAGAAAGCUGGCAAAAAGGUCUACGUCCGGCGCUACGAACCCAAUUCAAGCAGCACCAUAUCUUCCAUCAGUGACUUCAGUUCAAGCGUUGCAGAUGGAAAGUGGGACGAGGAGGUGAACAGACAGGCUGGCCUGGCGACGAAGAUAAACAUCUGUUCUCUCGGCAACCUUCCUCCGAAUACCAAUGUUGCCUCCUGGAAUGUCGACCCAGAAGCCGAGAGAAAGGCUCAGAAGAAGAAGAAGAAAAAGCGGGACAAAAAGAAGCGACUCGGAGGCAAUGGCGCUCACACGCCCGUCAGCUCCAGCCGGACAGGACUCCUCAGCGCCGAGUUCGCGGGUAUGGACACUAGUGCGCUAGUGAAAACGACGCCGACCGAAGCAACGACCACGACCCAACCUAAAGCUUCGUCUCCGGCACCGCUCGUUCAGUGGCCUAGCAGCCCGGACCAGUCCGGUCUCCAUGGAAUCCCACGAGAUUCAAGUUCCACCACCGACAGCGCAGUGCCUUGUAUCCACGGGCUUCUCAUCGCCGUCCUGGUGCUGAGCAUCAUCGGCCUCAUCAUCGUCGCAUAUUUCAUGGCAACCAAAUCAACGACAGAGGGAAAGAACGAUGGAGAAACCAUUAUGAGGCUUCCUGCACGAGCCAUUCUACGAAUGGCAACGAAACCGCAUCACCAGGUGCAUCGCAGGAACGAAAUGAAAACCUGAACCGUCCUGUCUUUGAGUCUCCAGAUCACC